This is a messenger RNA of Pisolithus orientalis, 816 nucleotides long. RefSeq lists its product as uncharacterized. Bases 1 to 816 code for a protein of 271 amino acids. The transcript has 7 exons. The record is from RefSeq and is a predicted model, not a curated record. NCBI's taxonomy places the organism in Eukaryota, Fungi, Basidiomycota, Agaricomycetes, Boletales, Pisolithaceae.
AUGCCGAUUUCGAGGGUUUUCUAUGGCGAGUCCGAACGCGAGUAUCUACAGUACCAUGUACACUAUGGCCUGUUCUACUUCAAAGUCGAAGAUAUCGAAGGUCCUCUGAUUGUUGGUAUGAAAAUGUUACUUUUGCAUGCGUGCAACGGGCCGAUCCAGCUUGGCUACACUGGGGAGAAUUCUCGUUCAGGCCGAGGACAAAAUAUCCUGAACAAUCUACCACCUUUAAGAUGCUGGGUAUCCUGUUUACUGUACGAUGAGUUUGGACUCGCGUACCGGCAGGGUGGAACGCUCGAUGUCCUUUCAGCACCCCAACUGUUAAGUCUUAAAGAAUUAGAACCACCGGAAGAUCCUAUAAUUUUCGACUCCGCCGAAGAGGUGACCGAUUCUUGUUUUCCAAGUAUGGCGCCGUCAGGGGUGCCGCGUGAUAGCUAUCUGGGUAGCUUCGGAUGUAGCGUAAAGUUCGCCUGUUCAUCGAGGCAGAAUUCUGCGUCCACUUCUGCGUUAGGCCUGGAAUGGCUCAAACAUCUGGGUAGCAAGCGCAAAGUUCCAAAAUUCAAAUAUGAGCCCUCGGUGAUAGACGUACAUGAUGUGAGAGAUAAACUCGUUCGGGAGACCCUCGAAGAAGAAGUUUUGACCGAGGUGGUCGACCCUCGCGCAGGCCGCAUCAGGGAUACAAGGUUUCUUAACUUCCGCAGAAACGGAUUUAUGGUCCGCAAGACAGAUACCAGGCAAAUCCUCCCGAAAGCUUCUGAAUCGAGAAGUUCGGAUAACAAGUGGCUCUGUCAUAGCGUGCUUCGUGACCAUGCCCUUUAG